Messenger RNA from Aspergillus pseudotamarii, 2826 nucleotides. RefSeq lists its product as uncharacterized. The coding region runs from base 1 to 2826 and encodes 941 amino acids. Lineage: Eukaryota; Fungi; Ascomycota; Eurotiomycetes; Eurotiales; Aspergillaceae. The record is from RefSeq and is a predicted model, not a curated record. The transcript has 2 exons.
AUGUUACACCAAAUCAACCUACAAGAGAGCUCAGUCGCACCGAGUCCAGUAAUCCCAACCUGCCGCCUCAGUCCUCAGCUGUCUAAACGAGGUCGCACCAGCAUGUCUAACAUCCCAGGAGGAGAUAUUCAACCUCCAGGAUUGUUAAAUAUGCAGAACCGAAGUGAACAUGUCCCCGAUCUUGUACAGUUCUUCCAGGCACAGGAUGCCUUGUCGACCACAUCUUCGCAAUCCGGUAGCGCUCGCGAUAUCUUAAAAGCGGGCCAGCGACGCCUGCGGCAGCUAGCUCAGCGUCCCAAAAGGGGAACAGACCCUCAGACCAAAGCCGAAGAAACGUCUCGCCAGCUACUAGUGCUUCAACAGGAGGGAUUUCUGCCUGUGACUCUAACUCCCCCCAAGCCCAAGAAAUCUGCCCCUAAGCGAAGUAUUGACUCCACAGUAUCCUCGACCAGAUCUGCUUCCAAUCUCAGCUUCCAAUCGAGUUCCAGGAGAGACGUAGAAAGCAUUGGACAGCCAUGGCUGGAAGGUUCGCUGGAAAAGUUUGAUACCCGUGAAAUGAAAGGAGGCCGUUUGUCUUCGCUAGAUCUACGGGAUAUCACGUCCCUGGUCGGUGCUGCGUUGCCUCGACCUCCUCAAUUUGAGGACGUGACCCCUCCACCUUAUCAGGCUUCAGCCCAGUCAAGCAAUCAUGAUACGCAAGGAAACUCUUCCCAUCCCUCAACUUGCCAUACUGCAAAUUCUACGACUAGUGAGCCACUGGAUGAGAUAGAAGCCUUGCCGAAGGUUCCGGAAAUACCAGAUCGAACGAGCAGUCAUCACACCAGGAUGUCGACCAGCACGUUAGACAACAAGCAACAGUCGGGUCACGAGCAACCGGCAGAAGCCAAGCCAGCAGGGCCCAAAGACGGCCCUGAAGCAGCGGACAGCAAAUCAUCGUCGUCUAGUACACCAAACACCAUGCAGAACCAUUCGAACCCGGGAGCACAAACACUGAAGCUUUUCCCUGACCCUAUGCCUCCACGGAUGCCUAAUAAAGGAGCCUGGCGCAUAUCGAACGGUUGCCCACCCCCUUCCGUUAGAUCCUUACCAACCACGUCAGCGCAACAAGACUCUUCGGCCGUUAGUGCUCAACCGAAUGACAAGAACACUAAGCCUUCAUCUAGCACCCAAAAUCGUGACGCCGGCCCUGGAAGCCUGGGGUGUGUGGGUCAAAUGCCUUCAGCGCAACCGACAGAUCCAAGCAGAAACAGUGUGGCAAACCAAGGACCUGAAAAAAUGCCGCUGGUUAGAAAUGGCCGCCGUCCGGCAUCCUUGCCCAUGGGCGCAAUUGAUGCAUUCCCUCUACCAGCACCUAUGAGACCUCUGCCUGCGUUACCGGAAGCAGUUCCAGGCAUUCGUCCUACUUACGGACAAGACACUACCGCCACCAAAAGAGGCCUUCGGGUCAACCAACAACAGCAGGUCCUUCAGUUACCAUCACGUCCUACAACAGAAGGAUCCAUGGGCAGUGCUGCGAGGAGAGAUAAUCCUGGGUCAAUAACUGGUCAAGCUACACCAAGCGCUAGCAAACCUGAGACAGCAACGGACAGAGGAAACAAAUCUGCUAGGGCAGGUGCAUCGAAUUCUAAGUCUGUCACGUCCAUGAGAGCCAGUCCAAGCCGAGCGGAUAGGGUUCGUGCGCUGAAGAAGAAAGAUAUGUCAGCGAGCCGAAGCUACUUGCAAGACUCAGAUUAUCGUCCUCUGGAAGAAGGUCGGCAGUCUCUUUCCAGGCUCUCUCAUACGACCUCAUCCGAAAAAUAUGAUGAGACGACAGCUGCUUCACGCGGCACCGACGAGGGAGUUGGGAGUCAAUAUGAAAGGGAAUCUACAGAUACCCAGUUGUCUACUCUUUCCUCUUCUGGCUCGAGAUUUCCUGGGCAAUCCACUGAAGCUCAUGCUAUUAGCACGCAGGAUGGUAGCCAACUCGCUUAUCUUAACGCUACAUCAUUGAACAUCCAUGAACCGUCGUCCCUGCCUGCUUCAAAAAGAAGUUCUCGGGUCUAUCCAGGCGGUGGUACACGAAGCACAAGCGUCCUCAGUAGAAGGGUAGCUAAUGAUCUGGAUCUUCACGAGCGCUCUGAGACCCCUCUCCCGUCUUCGGAAGAUGAAGGUAUGGAUAUUGGCAUGCGCAAGCAACAGGCACAUCCUCUGCCUAGUAGGCGACGGCGACCUAAGUUGGCACCCAUUGAUGCUGACGAGUCUGCCACACGCAAGACGCGUCAUAUGAAAAAGUCGUCGUCACACGACCACUCUAGGCCCAGAACUCCCCGAAACCACAGAAGGCAGGGCCUGGAGAAAUCUUCCUCGCAAUCACCACGUUUGCAAGGUAGUUACUACUAUCGGGAAACACGAGGCAGUCAUCAUCGGCCUUCUUACGUUCGAGAGCUCGAAAAGCGCAUUGCACAUCUCGAGCACCAAAACAGAACACUUCAAGCUGCUCUUCUUGGGGCUCUCGGUGUGGGAGGUAAACAGAACGUAGAAGGUCUUCUCGGUGGAUCAUCCACCUCCCUCUCUACUCCCCCUACUAGUAGAUCUUUCUCAUCUAUGACGGACUCUCCAUCCAGCCUGGAUUCCCAUAUCAUGAGGAAUGAGCGGCGUACGCACAGACGCCAAGCCGCAUACCAUCCAGAAACCUGGAUUGCCAGCCCUGGCUCCAGCCGACGCAGUAGCUACAGCUCAGAAGCAAGUGCUGACAUCCGGGAGUUGGAAAAUAUGAUUGAGGACUUCGAUUUUGGCUGGGAGUCGGAUCAACCGAGUUCCCAAAGAGCACACAACAGCUCGAGAUGA